CCAGUGUAUUAACAGUUACCAGGAUCAGAAUCCAUGUUAGCUCAGUGGCAGGAAAGCGUUCCAGUUUAUAAACAGUUGCUAAGAUCAGCUCACACGGGCGCCUUCGCCAUCCUAAGCCAUCUGCUUUGUUAGAUCAGUGGCAAGCGUUCCAGUUAAUCACCGGUCCAAAAACUGGCAACAUUCAGUUGUAUUCCAGGUCAGUGGCAGGUAAACGCGUUCCAGUGUAUAAACAGUGAGCGAAGAUCAGCACACACAGCUCCUCGAUCGACCAUCUGCCUUGUUAGCGUUGUAAUUUAUUCAGACAAUACGAAUCUCCUUAGAGCGACACCGGGCCAAGUUAUACAAAAAACACCUGCUCAUUACUAAACAAUAUACACAAGGCAAUUGAACGGUCGUAGUUUCUUUAAAAUAACAUUAAAAAGUAACAAAAACAACUCGGUUAGUUCACUUCCGCUCCGAGGCGAUUUGCGACAGUUUUCGCAACAUUCUAACGAGGAAAUCGAACGCGAUUCUUGUCCGGGAAACUUUGGGAUAAUCGAGCAAAUUUCGAUAUAAAUAUAUUCCCUUUGUUUUGUAAGUGAUUAGACCUAAUAUAUUAAUAAAGUACAACUAUUUCGAAGCAGUGUAAAAAGCUUGAAACGGCCAAAGAAACGGAUUUUCCGCAAGGAUUCACAAAGUUCUUUUUGGAAAUCGAACAUCGAAGCGAAGCCAAGAGUUGAUAUAAAAACCCGGCGAACUCAUGGAGGGAAGAAUGGCCUUCAAGCGGCCUCACGACGGCAAUCCGUCUCUAAAUUACGACGAUCGUUUUCACUACAAUAUUUACAGACAAACACAACCAUUUACGGCAGCCGCUUCGCGUAGAAAGAAUUUCGCGGAUGAUUUGAAAGUUCCCGAAGUCCCGAACGAAAGAAAUGGUUCGUCAUUUAGCGGAAGCCUUGCCGAGGUUUACGAAAAAGCCCUGAACAACGUCCUCAAUAUUCAACCAAAUUUCAAAAUGGACGAAGGUCACAGCGACAGGAAAGAAACGACGGAGAAAAAGCCCCUAUCGGCAUUAGACACUCUCCAGUAUCAACCGCCGGGUGGGUGCAAGUUCCCACAUAGCGAGACGAACACGCUUCAACGAGUUAGCGACGACAAAAAACUUAAUCCGACCAACAAAUCCGCAUUUCAUGUCCCGGAGAAAAGGCGCGUGCCAACCAGCCAAUCACGUUACGGAAAUUGGUCACAUGAACACCCCUUUCCUUAUCCGGUAAACUAUCCCGGGGAAUACUACCCAAUCGUUCACCGGCCGCCGUUUUAUCCUCAGUACGAUAAUUUUUACCUCGAAAGGUUGAAUUAUUAUCCUGAGCCGCGAAGGCGGGAUUUUCCCAUCUUUACGCACGUGUUGCCAUGGUUACAAUUCGAGAGAGACCAUAAACCAAUUACGUCAUCGCCUACGAAGCCAAUGACGUCAUCAAGAUUUGCGCAUUUGCCCGCAGAGGGUAAUUUGGGAUACAAUACGAUAAAAGACACUAAGAAUGUGACCCAACUUACAUUCGGUACCAAGUCGCUGGCACGCGAUGACAAGACCGCUGAGCAAAAGCAGAGCGAGAACGCGGGCGCUGAAAAUCACGAAGACUUGCGCGUGCGCGGUGGCGAAAAGUGUGCCAAAAGUCCAGACUUUUUGAACGUGAAGACGAGGCGCAUGCGUGCGUUUGAGAAAAGGAAUGACUUUAACAACACUAGCAGAAAGGGCACCUUUGGCAGCCCAAAAGAGGAGUUCCUUUUUAGUCUGGGUUUGACAAGGGUGGAUCACAACGGGUGAUCGAGUGUAGAUUGUCACAGUACAUCGUAGGAUAUAUAAGGGGUUUUGUAGAAUCGACCGUUAGGGUUUGAACUAUCAGUUAUCAGGGGGGUAACUAAACCAAAUUAUUGCGGCCGGGGGGGGUGGGGUGCAUAUACAGAUAUUCAUGUUUACAUAACAUAGGAACAAAAGCUUUUAACAGAAAUCAGCCCGGCGUAAGAGAAAAUAUAUGAAUAUACAUCUCAAUAUUCAAACCUCCAGUUUCCCUCCCGGAUUCAGGUAGUCUCUAGCUUUGAGAGAAGCGCAUCUAUCUAUCCACAAUGCUUUGCGGGCAUUACAUGCCAACGCUUUGAUUGAAAGCACUGGGGCUAAUUACCGGAAGCAACGUACUGUUGGGUUAAUCCACGAUCGCCAUUCCCUUUCAAUUCGUCGUUUCUUGCGUGAUUGCACAAGGCCGCAGCUAGAAACUUUGUUGGGGUGUGUAUAUGAUUCAUAUAUUCGUCUUAUGCCAGACAGAUUUCUUUUGUAGGCUAUUGUUCCUAUGAUAUGUAAACAUGAAUAUACGAAUAUACACCGUCCAAUUAGGCGUCUAGCUACGACCCU
Molecule: messenger RNA, 2386 nt
Organism: Dendronephthya gigantea
Lineage: Eukaryota; Metazoa; Cnidaria; Anthozoa; Malacalcyonacea; Nephtheidae
Exons: 3
Coding region: 740-1804 (354 amino acids)
Source: RefSeq, a predicted model, not a curated record